CUCGCUCCCAAGGUCUCGCGACAAGGGCGUUCACUGACCACGGUUGGGCGCGUUGGGCGGUGUCCGGAUAUAAAAGACUCCGCCCGAGCGGGCAGCCGCCAUUCUGGGGUUCGUUUAGAGGUUUGAAUUAUCUCGGAGAAAGGCCGGCCUCAAGGAAAAAAGAAACAAGCCGCAGCAACAUCUAAUCCCUUGAAAGGAUCCUGGGGGGGAAGGGAAAACAGCAGCCACCAGCCCAACCACUGUGUCUUCUGCCCCCUCCCUUCCCACCUAUCUUGCCCACCCCACCAGCCCACGCUGCUUGGGACUUGAAAUCUGUGGCCGAAGGACCAUCACCACAUAAAUCCAAAAAUAAUCAACCACCCUCCCUUACCAAACCCACCCAAAUUCAUUCAUCCAGCAUUUACCUUUUUGAAUCCACUCAGAACUUACUUUCUACGACCCCCCCCCCGCCCUAAAUGGAGUUGGGUGGGGGGGGAAAUGAAUACUGAGUUGGCUUUUUUUUUUUCUAAGAGACUUUUUGAUCCAAUGAGGCCCCCCAAAUAAUUGAGUUUUGGGUCCUGGUUGGUUGAUUUUUUUUUUCUCCAAAAUUUUAACCCCCUCCCCCCUGAGCCCGAGGUGCUGACGUCGCAAAAAAAUUGGAUAAAACCUCAAUCAUGGGUUCGGGUCCCAUAGACCCCAAAGAGCUGCUCAAGGGCCUGGAUAGCUUCCUUAACCGAGAUGGGGAAGUCAAGAGUGUAGAUGGGAUUUCCAAGAUCUUCAGCCUGAUGAAGGAAGCACGGAAGUUGGUGAGUCGAUGCACUUACUUGAACAUUCUCCUGCAGACCCGGUCACCAGAAAUAUUGGUCAAGUUUAUUGAUGUUGGUGGCUACAAGCUUCUUAACAAUUGGCUGACGUAUUCAAAGACAACCAACAACCUUCCCCUCUUGCAGCAGAUUCUACUGACCCUGCAGCACCUACCGCUUACUGUGGACCAUCUCAAGCAGAACAACACAGCUAAACUGGUGAAGCAGCUGAGCAAGUCAAGUGAAGAUGAAGAACUCCGGAAAUUGGCCUCAGUCCUUGUCAGUGACUGGAUGGCUGUCAUCCGCUCCCAGAGUAGUACUCAGCCUGCUGAGAAAGAUAAGAAAAAACGUAAAGAAGAGGGAAAGAGUCGAACCACCCCUCCUGAGCGACCCUUGACUGAGGUGAAGGCUGAAACCCGGGCAGAGGAGGCCCCAGAAAAGAAGAAGGAGAAGCCCAAGUCUCUUCGAACCACAGCACCCAGUCAUGCCAAGUUCCGUUCCACUGGGCUAGAGCUGGAGACCCCAUCCUUGGUACCUGUGAAGAAGAACGCCAGUGCAGUGGUAGUUUCUGACAAGUACAACCUUAAACCCAUCCCCCUCAAGCGUCAGAGCUCCUUUUCUAACAGCCCUGCAGCUACUCCAGGAGAUGCCACCCCCCCUGCAGAGAAAAAAUACAAGCCACUCAACACAACACCCAAUGCCACCAAAGAGAUCAAAGUGAAGAUCAUCCCACCACAGCCUAUGGAGGGCCUGGGCUUUCUGGAUGCGCUCAAUUCAGCCCCUGUUCCAGGCAUCAAAAUUAAAAAGAAGAAGAAAGUGCUGUCACCUACAGCUGGCAAGCCAAGCCCCUUUGAAGGGAAAACGAACACAGAACCAAGCACAGCCAAACCUUCUUCCCCAGAACCAGCACCUCCCUCUGAUGCUGUGGACACAGACCGUCCAGGGACCCCAGUUCCCCCUGUUGAAGUUCCAGAGCUCAUGGAUGCAGCCUCUUUGGAGCCAGGAGCUCUGGAUGCAAAGCCAGUGGAGAGUCCCGGAGAUCCUAGCCAAUUGACCCGGAAAGGCAAGAAGAGGAAAACUGUGACGUGGCCUGAGGAGGGCAAACUGAGAGAAUAUUUCUAUUUUGAACUGGAUGAAACUGAACGAGUAAAUGUGAAUAAGAUCAAGGACUUUGGUGAGGCAGCUAAGAGAGAGAUAUUGUCAGACCGACAUGCAUUUGAGACGGCCCGGCGUCUGAGCCAUGACAACAUGGAGGAGAAGGUGCCCUGGGUCUGCCCCCGGCCCCUGGUUCUGCCCUCACCUCUUGUCACACCUGGAAGCAACAGCCAGGAGCGAUAUAUCCAGGCGGAGCGGGAGAAAGGGAUUCUUCAGGAGCUCUUCCUGAACAAGGAAAGUCCUCAUGAGCCUGAUCCUGAACCCUAUGAACCUAUCCCUCCAAAACUCAUCCCCCUAGAUGAGGAGUGUUCCAUGGAUGAGACUCCGUAUGUUGAGAGCCUGGAUCCUGGGGGGGCUGGUGGCUCACCUGAUGGGGCAGGCGGCUCCAAGUUGCCUCCUGUUCUAGCCAACCUCAUGGGAAGCAUGAGUGCUGGGAAGAGCCCCCAGGGUCCUGGAGGAGGAGGCAUCAACGUCCAGGAGAUCCUCACCUCCAUCAUGGGUAGUCCAAACAGUCAUCCCUCAGAGGAACUGCUAAAGCAGCCAGACUAUUCAGACAAGAUCAAGCAGAUGCUGGUGCCUCAUGGACUCUUAGGCCCUGGGCCAAUAGCCAAUGGUUUCCCACCAGGAGGCCCUGGGGGCCCUAAGGGCAUGCAGCACUUUCCCCCUGGACCUGGGGGACCUAUGCCAGGCCCCCAUGGAGGAGGCCCUGGGGGCCCUGGUGGGCCAGUGGGUCCACGUCUUCUGGGUCCUCCACCGCCUCCCCGGGGAGGCGAUCCCUUCUGGGAUGGCCCGGGUGACCCCAUGCGGGGGGGCCCAAUGCGGGGAGGUCCAGGACCUGGUCCUGGACCAUACCACAGAGGCCGUGGUGGCCGAGGAGGAAAUGAACCUCCUCCUCCUCCUCCAUUCCGAGGGGCCAGAGGAGGUCGCUCUGGAGGAGGACCCCCAAAUGGACGAGGGGGCCCUGGUGGAGGCAUGGUUGGAGGUGGGGGACAUCGUCCCCAUGAAGGCCCUGGCAAUGGCAUGGGCAGUGGCAGUGGACACCGCCCCCACGAAGGCCCUGGCAAUGGCAUGGGUGGUGGCCAUCGCCCCCACGAAGGCCCUGGCGGGAGCAUGGGUGGAAGUGGGGGACACCGUCCCCAUGAAGGCCCUGGCAGUGGCAUGGGCAGUGGCAGUGGACACCGCCCCCACGAAGGCCCUGGUGGGAGCAUGGGUGGAAGUGGUGGACACCGCCCUCACGAAGGUCCUGGACAUGGGGGGCCCCAUGGCCACCGGCCUCAUGAUGUCCCUGGUCACCGAGGCCAUGACCAUCGAGGGCUACCCCCUCAUGAGCACCGUGGCCAUGAUGGCCCUGGCCAUGGAGGAGGGGGCCACCGAGGGCACGAUGGAGGCCACAGCCAUGGAGGAGACAUGUCAAACCGCCCCGUUUGCCGGCAUUUCAUGAUGAAGGGCAACUGCCGCUAUGAGAACAACUGUGCCUUCUACCACCCGGGUGUCAAUGGGCCCCCCCUGCCCUAGGGUCCACCUGCCUCCCUGCCCACACGUACCCCUGUGGACUGCAGCCUUGCUCCUUGCACCUGUUAAUGGCUUCUGUGAGGCCCACUUUCCCCAGCUGAUGAGGAGCCGGCCCCCUCCCAGUUCCCACCUGCUUGGUUCCUGGGUGUUUUCUGAUCACUGGUGCACGUUGAUGUACGUAUUUCCUCCAGUCUGGGGAGGAGAGAGACUGGACAUACUCUGUAUCCUGGACUGCUGAAGAGGAGACCCAGUUGGCUUCACUUUUUGAGGAGAUUUACCCUGUAACCCCAAACCUCUUCUGCCUGAGAACCUAAAUCUGGUUAUCCUGGAGAACACCUCUGCUUUCCAUUGGGGGUCCUCCACAUGCACACAGAACUGACAUGGGAUCACCUGCACUUAUGAAAUAAUCCUAGCCAAGCUCCUUAAUACCCAGGAGGUGGGGAGAUGGUAAAAGGGAUAUUGUAUAUCCCACUGCACUGAGAGGGCUCAAUCAGGCUGGAUUUGAGUUCUGGAACACAUCAUCCCCACUUCUCCCCCAGCACAGUCUUUACAUUCUGAAUCCUCUCUCAAGUAAGACUUCGCAACUUUCUGUGAAGACCCGUGUCUGC
This is a messenger RNA of Manis javanica (Malayan pangolin), 4057 nucleotides long. RefSeq names its product protein phosphatase 1 regulatory subunit 10 (gene PPP1R10). Gene Ontology annotation, cellular component: PTW/PP1 phosphatase complex; nucleus; chromatin. Gene Ontology annotation, molecular function: metal ion binding; protein phosphatase 1 binding. The record is from RefSeq and is a predicted model, not a curated record. NCBI's taxonomy places the organism in Eukaryota, Metazoa, Chordata, Mammalia, Pholidota, Manidae.